Messenger RNA from Mesorhabditis spiculigera, 2250 nucleotides. NCBI's taxonomy places the organism in Eukaryota, Metazoa, Nematoda, Chromadorea, Rhabditida, Rhabditidae. The record is from the annotation of a GenBank genome assembly.
AUGUUAGCUCACGAUUUCCUGAAAAAGGAUGAGCGCUCUUUUCGGCCAACUUCUUCAUCCAGAUCUGCCUGGUAUUUCAUAGCUCUUGUGGUGGCCAAAUUGCUGCGAUGCGUGGGGAUAUUCUUCAUCGACAUCUUGGCCAAAUCACUGCAUGUGGUCACCCUGUUGUGGUUGUUUAAAUUAGCGACAAGUGCAUUGUUAGUGCCUCUGCAGAAACCGUUUACGACCGGUAAAACGCUACGGAAACCGACGUUAGCGCGAAUAGGAAAGUUGGCGUUAUGGAACUGCUUGAUAGAAGUAUUCUGGUUUUACGGGAUAACGUUUUGCGGGCCAUUGAGAUCUGUGCUGAUUUUCGAGCUUUCUCCAUCCGUCAUCUUGAUAGCCAUUGUUUCGUUCUUCAAGAACAAUUCCACAACGGCUAGAACAAGAGGGCUAUUUUUGUUGCUGGUCGGCUUUGUUGCAUUGAUGUUAAUGGACAAAGAUAGCUCGAUCGAGGAUGAGCAUAACAAGUCCCACGCGCAUCACUCUGGGCUGAACCACCUCUUCUACCACGUGAUCGGCAUGUUUGGUGUAGCUGAUCAUCAGGGCGGCGUCUUCAUCUUGAUUCUGGCCCUGUUGUUGCGGAUAGGCUACGACACCUCUUUCCGGCAUCUAGCCGUCGAGUUGGGCGGCCCGAAGAAGCUGCAUUCCAUAGUCUCGCUUUUCUCGGCCGUCCUGUUGAUGCCGAUUGGUCUCCUACUCUUUUUGACAGGAACGUCUCAUGUUGAUGGCUGGGCGACGUUCCUGUUCUGGGUCUUUGUGGCCAGCGUGUUGGUGAUGGUAAUCGACUUUUACGCGGAGGCGCUUUGUUUCCAGCACGUUUCGGAUCCGGUGAUGGCCGCCGCCCGUUGGUCCCCGGUUACAAUGUUUACAUGCGCCCUAGCAUUGGCUUAUGCUUGGUAUUCUGGCCAAGCAACCCACGCGGUCACCGGUGGUGUUAUUGUUACAUUCGUCGCCUUUGUUCUUGGUACCAUAUCCCUAACUUCAUCAAAUACCCCGAAGUCCCGUGGCGGGCACUUUGUUGGACUGUCCGACUCGGGAACGCCCCUCUUCACCCAUGGCGAAGCGUUCCUGCAACGGACCGGCCGGAAUAUGAUGCUUUUCGUGAAGGAGACGCUACGCGAGAUUUUGGCCAACGGGGAUUCGCGGAGGAUCUUUUACUUCCUGUGCGUCAACCUGAGCUUUUGCGGCGUCGAGUUCCUGUAUGGCUUCUGGACGAACUCGCUGGGUUUGAUUUCGGACGGCUUCCACAUGUUGUUCGAUUGUUCAGCGCUGGUGAUGGGCCUUGUCGCUUCAGUUAUGGCCCGUUGGCAAGCGACGAAAAAUUACACCUACGGCUUUGGACGCGUUGAGGUCUUGUCGGGCUUCAUCAAUGCAAUGUUCCUCUGUGUCAUUGCAACGUUUAUCCUGAUGGAGGCGCUACAACGGCUCUUCGACCCUCCGAACAUCAACACCGACAAGCUUUUGUUCGUCGCCAUCUCCGGGCUGGUCGUCAACUUGUUCGGGAUGUACUCAUUCCACGGCGGCGAUGAUCACGGACAUGGUCAUUCUCACGGCGGUGGUUCGCAUGGGCACAGCCACGCUAAUGCUAAUAUGGAGGGCGUCUUCCUGCAUGUUCUCGCCGAUACGCUGGGCUCCGUUUUCGUCAUUAUCUCGACGCUACUUAUUCAGUGGUUCGGUUGGACGUGGGUCGACCCGUUGUGCUCACUGAUCUUGUCGUUGCUGAUUCUCGGCUCUGUCUAUCCACUUCUCACAUCGUCUAGCAAAACGCUGCUUCAGAACAUCCCUGAUGAGAUCGACGAACGCUUCGAAUAUAAUCUAUCCGAGGUCUUGGAGUUGGACGGCGUCGAGAGCUUCUCCGAGUCGCACUUCUGGCAGUUGAAGAGUGACCUGAACGUCGCCUCCCUGCACGUCCAAGUCAAGGAGGAGGCCAAUGCGCAGAUGAUCCGGAAUCGGGUGGUGGCGUUGCUGAAAGCGGCGGGAGCCACGCAGGCUGUUGUCCAAGUUGAGAAGGGGGCAUUCCACCACAUGAUUCAACGGAUCUGCCCGUCUUAUCGAUUACCGCAUCGUGUCCAGAAGGGAUCAUUCAUUCCGAAGGCCAGACAGAACGGCGCCGCUCACGGCCAUUCCCACGACGACCAUGGCCACAGCCACGGCGGUGAUCACGGCCACUCACACGACGGCGGUUGCAAUUCGCAUGGCCACAGCCAU